CCGGGUGUCGUGAGGCGGGCCUUCGGGCUAGCUCGCCGUCGGCCGCCGGGGGGUUGGCCUGGGUGUCAUUGGCUCUGGGAAGCGGCAGCAGAGGCAGGGACCACUCGGGGUCUGGUGUCGGCACAGCCAUGGCGGGCGCGUUGGUGCGGAAAGCGGCGGACUAUGUCCGAAGCAAGGAUUUCCGGGACUACCUCAUGAGUACGGUAAGAAAAUUAUUUCCAUCCAUUUCAGGCUUUUGUAGACUUUCUGCAUUAACAGAGUUAGGGGUAACAGGCUUAGCGUCCUUUGCAUAUGAGAGCCUUUCUAGCCGCCAUGGCUGGCAGGUUGUGAAGGGUGCCUACUGCACCCUGGCCUGUCCUGGGGAGCCUAGACACGAGCUCUGUGACAGCCAUGCUCCUGGGGCUGCUCCCUACUCCUGUUUUUAGAAACAAGCAUAUAAUUACUUCAUUGAUAACAGUCACAGUGGAGCCUAGCAACCGAUGAAAGGAAAUAGAGAAAGAAAAAGAGAAAGCAGGAAAAGAAGGGUGGGAUGAUUAUUUCCUGUAGGGUGGAGUUCAUUUCCAUGGCUUGAUUUUCACACAGGAGAUGGUGUUGUGUAAUUCUGUUGGAACUUUCUUUUCAGCACAAUUAAGAAUUAUAAUCAAGUAAAAUGUUUUCCAUUUAAUCCAACAUAUGUUAAUUUCUUUUUGAAUUUUAAUAAAGUUCCUUAUUUUUCUCAAAAUUGACUGCUGAAUAUCUGACAGCAUAAAUCAAUUGUAUUCUAAAAAAGGGAAGAGAGAACUAGAAUAUUGUACUAGAUAGAAAAGAUGCAUUAUAAACUUUCUAAGGUUAGGUAUUUUAGUAAACUAGUGUUAAAAUGAUUUUUACCUUUCGUGUUCUUCUUAAGAAACAUAUUUUCAGUGUAGCUCAACACUUACAGUCAUAAGUGUAUGUAUAGUUCUUAACUUGCAGAACUGUUUCCUAUAACCUAACACUCAUCACACUUAAAUUUAUUUUUUUUAUUUUUUUAUUUUUUGAGAUGGAGUCUUGCUCUGUUGCCCAGGCUAGAGUGCAGUGGCACUAUCUUGGCUCACUACAACCUCUGCCUCACGUGUUCAAGCGAUUCUCCUGCCUCAACCUCCCUAGUAGCUGGGAUUACAGGUGCAAGCCACCACACCCAGCUAAUUUGUGUAUUUUUAGUAGAGACGGGGUUUCACCAUGUUGGUCAGGCUGGUCUCAAACUCCUGACCUCAUGAUCCGCCUGCCUCAGCCUCCCAAAGUACUGGGAUUACAGGUGUGAGCCACCACGCCCGGCCCAUACUUAAACUUUUAAUACCAUCACUUAGCCAGGAAUCUCCCAAGGCUACUUUAGGUUUAGAUUUAUUCCAUUGUCCAUUUCUGCUUUAGCCCCACCUAUGAAAGAAGACACAUUCACAACCAGUGGUAGAGAAACUGUGGUUUAUAUGCCCCUCUUAGAAUAACUCUUCAGGCUCUGUUUAUAGCCCUGGGUUCAUGCAUGAUAAAGUAGACAGCAACACCACCAUACAGUGCAGAGGAGUGGCAAGAGAGUAAACGGAAAAGGAGAUGAAAAUAGACCAAGUGGAGAAAGGCCUGGUCAAAAAAGGAGGAAAAGGAAGAUCACUAUGGAAUAAUAGAGAGUUGAAAAAUGAAGUGACACCCAAUAACAGGACGGCACUUCUGGGGCCCAGUAGCCAACUGGGGUCUUCCCAUUGCUGCCAUCAAUGAUAUGAAAAAGUCUCCAGAGAUUAUCAGUGGGCGGAUGACAUUUGCCCUCUGUUGCUAUUCUUUGACAUUCAUGAGAUUUGCCUACAAGGUACAGCCUCGGAACUGGCUUCUGUUUGCAUGCCACGCAACAAAUGAAGUAGCCCAGCUCAUCCAGGGAGGGCGGCUUAUCAAACACGAGAUGACUAAAAAGGCAUCUGCAUAACAAUGGAAAAUGAAGAACAAGGUCUUAAAGGGACAGCAUUGCCAGCUGCUGCUGAGUCACAGAUUUCAUUAUAAAUAGCCUCCCUAAGGAAAAUACACUGAAUGCUAUUUUUACUAACCAUUCUAUUUUUAUAGAAAUAGCUGAGAGUUUCUAAACCAACUCUCUGCUGCCUUACAAGUAUUAAAUAUUUUACUUCUUUCCAUAAAGAGUAGCUCAAAAUAUGCAAUUAAUUUAAUAAUUUCUGAUGAUGGUUUUAUCUGCAGUAAUAUGUAUAUUAUCUAUUAGAAUUUACUUAAUGAAAAACUGAAGAGAACAAAAUUUGUAACUACUAGCACUUAAGUACCCCUGAUUCUUAACAUUGUCUUUAAUGACCACAAGACAACCAACAGCUGGCCACGUACUUAAAAUUUUGUCCCCACUGUUUAAAAAUGCUAUCUGUGUAUUUCCAUGCAGUGUGUAUAUUGAGAUGCUGUAACUUAAUGGCAAUAAAUGAUUUAAAUAUUUGUUAAA
Molecule: messenger RNA, 2437 nt
Organism: Gorilla gorilla gorilla (western lowland gorilla)
Lineage: Eukaryota; Metazoa; Chordata; Mammalia; Primates; Hominidae
Gene: MPC1
Product: mitochondrial pyruvate carrier 1
Exons: 5
Coding region: 1727-1927 (66 amino acids)
Biological process (GO): pyruvate import into mitochondria
Cellular component (GO): mitochondrial inner membrane
Source: RefSeq, a predicted model, not a curated record